UUCCAGCUCCCCAGUCAAAAAGCGGGUCCGAAGGCCAUGGAUGCCUUCCUAGCGCCAUCAGUGCCAUCAGUGCCGUCAGUGCCGUCAGUGCCAAGUCUGGGACCUUCUCAAGGCGCGCGCGCUCAAAGUUCCCGGUUCCGAAGUGACAGGCUCGGCGCGGCCGUGGUGGCCACAGCCUCGGCCGUGCGCAGAUCGAGAAGGGCCAUUCGGCGAGCGCGCGUGACGGACUACUAUGAGAUCCUGGGAGUUAGCCGAAAUGCCAACGAGCGAGAGAUCAAGGCAAACUUUCGCAAGCUGGCUCGGCAGUAUCACCCUGACGUCAAUCAGGAGCCUGGGGCUCCAGAGAAGUUCCAGGAAAUCGCCAAAGCCUACGAAGUCUUAUCGGAUGAGACGAAGAGACUCAAGUACAACCAAUUUGGCGAGGGCGCAGUGCCCGUGGCAGGGCCAGAUUUGUCCAGCAUGGAUUUGAAGGACAUUCUAGGGGACGUGUUCAGUUCCUUCUUCAAUGGAAAUCCUCGCUCCAGACCUGGAGGUGGGAGGCGACCCCCCUCUGCGAAGGCCAAGAAAGGCUCAGACUUGCAAUGCAAGGUGCAAGUUCCCUUUGAGGUCGCCUGCUUUGGAGGCUCUCAGUUGGUACAGCUUCGGCGUGAGGAGACUUGUGGAGUCUGUGGUGGGUGCGGGGUGGAGGCAACUAGCGCUCUUCAACACUGUCCGAAAUGCAAGGGCACCGGUGUGACCGUGCAGGUCAUGCAGACCCCACUCGGGGUCAUGAAGACUCAGCUGGUUUGUCCAAAAUGCCAAGGUUCUGGUUUGGACCCUUCCGCCACUUGUCGCAGCUGUACUGGGAAAGGCACCCAGACACAGGCUAAAGAGCUGUCAAUAAAAAUCCCCGCUGGCAGCAAUGCUGGCAGUCAGCUGCGUUUGCGUGGGGAGGGAGACAGAGGAGUUCGAGGAGGGCCACCUGGGGAUCUUUACGUCAAGCUGCGGAUUUGCCCUUCCAGCCAGUUUGUGCGAGAUGGCAUUGACGUGUACAAUGAGACAGUCAUCAGCGUCUUCGAUGCCAUGCUUGGCACCUCGGUGGUGGUGAGCACGGUGGACGGCGAUGCUCGCGUGGAUGUGCCGGCUGGCACCCAGCCAGGCACUACCAUGAGACUGCGCGGGAGGGGUGUGCCCAAACAGGGCGCAGACGGAGGGCGAGGAGACCACUACGUUACUUUGAAGGUGGAGGUGCCGCUUCAUCUUGACGACAAGCAGCGCAAACACGUUCUGCACUUGAAAGAUGUUCUUCUUGAGAGCAGCACGGUCGCGAAGCAAAGUGAGUGAAGUGAGGCUCAUAGCUGCGCAGCUGAAGCCGCACAAUCCUUUCAUUUGAAAGCGUAUGGCGACAACUCUGAAUUGCAAUUGCGCAGAGUUCGGAAUGCAA
This is a messenger RNA of Effrenium voratum, 1423 nucleotides long. The record is from the annotation of a GenBank genome assembly. Lineage: Eukaryota; Dinophyceae; Suessiales; Symbiodiniaceae.